AUGGCGAUGCACGUACCGACAGCGCCGGGCUUUGCCCAGAUGUUAAAAGAUGGUGCUAAGCACUACAGCGGAUUGGAAGAAGCCGUCUAUAGGAACAUAGAUGCUUGUAAGGAGUUAGCCAAGACCACACGAUCAGCCAUGGGUCCACUAGGUCAGAAUAAGAUGGUCAUCAACCAGUUGGAGAAGUUGUUUGUGACUAAUGAUGCUGCAACUAUCCUUCGUGAGCUGGAAGUUCAGCAUCCUGCAGCCAAGAUGUUGGUGAUUGCCUCGCAUCAACAGGAGCAGGAAGUUGGAGAUGGCACUAAUUUCACACUUGUCUUUGCUGGAGCUCUCCUGGAGCAGGCAGAAAGUCUGCUUAGAAUGGGUUUGUCUGUGACAGAGGUGACUGAUGGCUACGAGAUGGCAGCCAAAAAAGCUCAAGAUCUCCUUCCAGAUCUUGUGUGUGGAGAAAUCAAGAAUCUGAGAAACAAAGAGGAUGUAAAGAAGAUUGUCAGAUCUGCUAUCAUGAGCAAACAGUAUGGCAAUGAAGACUUCCUAGCAGAUCUUGUUGUGGAUGCCUGUAUAUCCAUUUUACCACAGAAAGUGAGCUUCAAUGUGGAUAAUGUCAGAACCUCAAAAAUUCUGGGAAGUGGGAUCAACAACUCAACAGUAAUCAGAGGAAUGGUGUUCAAACGAUUGGUGGAGGGAGAUCUGACUAAGGCAGAGAAAUGUAAAGUGGCUGUCUAUUCCUGUCCUCUUGAUUCCAUGCAGACAGAAACUUCGGGUAAGGUAUUGAUCAAAUCUGCUGAGGAACUGCAAGCAUUUAGCAAAGGAGAAGAAAAUUUAAUGGAAGAACAAAUCAAAUCCAUAGCUGAUACUGGCUGUAAAGUGGUGGUUUCUGGAGGAAAGGUUGGGGAGCUUGCACUACAUUUCUGUAACAAGUACCAAUUGAUGGUGGUGAGGCUAAUGUCCAAGUGGGACCUUAGGAGACUGUGCAAGUCUAUAGGAGCCACACCCCUACCUAGGAUUACACCACCAACAACAGAAGAAAGUGGAUACUGUGAUCAUGUGUAUGUAGAUGAGAUUGGAGACACUUCUGUUAUUGUGUUCAAACAAGACAAGGAAGAGAGUGCUGUGUCAACUAUUAUUGUCCGAGGCUCCACAGACAAUAUUCUGGACGAUGUUGUACGGGCUGUUGAUGAUGGUGUCAACACAUUUAAGGCAUUAACAAAGGAUGUAAGAGUUGUACCAGGAGCUGGUGCCACUGAAAUAGAAUUGGCCAAACAACUGACUACAUAUGGAGAGGGUCGUCCUGGUCUAGAGCAAUAUGCAAUUAUGAAGUUUGCAGAAUCUUUGGAAGUCAUUCCACGAGCUAUAUCUGAGAAUGCUGGAGCAAAGGCCACUGAAGUGCUGUCCAAGCUCUAUGCUGCUCACCAGGAGGGGAAAAAGAAUGUUGGGGUUGACAUAGAGGCCAGUCCAGUUGAUGUUGCUGAUGCUGUAGAGAAGGAAAUCUUAGAUCUGUACAUUAACAAGUUCUGGGGCAUAAAGUUUGCCACAGCAGCUGCCUGUACUGUACUCAAAGUGGACCAGAUCAUCAUGGCUAAACCAGCAGGCGGACCAAAAGCAAAGGAGAACAAGAACUGGGAUGAUGAUUAAACUACUUGAACAUAUUAGGAAAUUAUCAAAGGACAUUCAUGACGGCAUCCAUUUUUUUUUUAUAUAUAUAUUCACCUGUUGUCGAUGAAAGCGCUUUGGAUUUUUUUGGAGAAUGUUGAAAAGUGAAGUAUGUUAGAAGAUGUGUAAGGGAAAGAAAGGCGAGUGCAGAAGAGUGUUUUGAACUUUCAUUUGCAUGUGUGGAAUAUCUAAUAUCUAGACCAAAUUGAGCAAGUGAUAUCCGUUUGAUAUUAUUUUUCAGAAUAUAUUGGUAGUGAAUCACUUCAGUACAACCAUAAUAUAGUUAGGCCUUUGUUGUACUUAUUAAGUACGGUCAAACUAGACUAAAAUGUUUUCACAGAAUUACACUGCCGUGCAUUGUACCAACUUUACUUUGAUAUUAUGUGUCAUACAAGGAAAUUAUUGGUGACUUGGAUUGAAUGUAGCUAAGGAAAAACAGCUUGGUAAGUGCACAAAUCGAACACUGUUCUUGAAUCAUAUCUCCUUCAAAACAAAACUAGAGUUUAUUUCACAUAUUGCUCUGAAUUGUUCAGCUACCGGUACAACCUAGUGCUAUAUGGACAUACUGUAUAUCCAAUCAUUUGAUUAGGGCUGCAGUCUCUGUGUGUGGUGUGAGUGUAUUAUUUAUACUUGUCAGCUUUGUACCUUCAAAGUCAUGUACUCUUUUGAAUUCCUUUUUUAUGUGAUCGCAAUUUUUGUCCCAAAAAAAAAGUACAAAAUUGAAUAGUA
This is a messenger RNA of Ylistrum balloti, 2382 nucleotides long. RefSeq names its product T-complex protein 1 subunit theta-like. The record is from RefSeq and is a predicted model, not a curated record. Gene Ontology annotation, cellular component: chaperonin-containing T-complex. The coding region runs from base 1 to 1635 and encodes 544 amino acids. Gene Ontology annotation, molecular function: ATP hydrolysis activity; ATP binding; ATP-dependent protein folding chaperone. The transcript has 16 exons. Lineage: Eukaryota; Metazoa; Mollusca; Bivalvia; Pectinida; Pectinidae. Gene Ontology annotation, biological process: protein folding.